AUGAAGACAUGUUGUGAAUCCUCAAACCUGUUGUCUCUUUCUCUCCGUGUCUCUCCUCUCUGUCCUCCAGCUGUCCUGCAGUCUGCUCAGAUCCUCAUCAUCCUGGUCCUGAUGACGGUAACGCUGCUGGUGAUUGGCUGUCUGUUGAACCACUACAAACUGUCUGCCUGCUCCUUGACAACCAGACAGAGCCGGGCCAGGAGGCAAGCGCAACACCUGCAGCAGGAUGUGUGUCUCUGGCCGUCGGACAGCGGCUCUCGACAAGGUGCCUCCGAGGUGCUGUAUGUGCCCCAGGCCAGAGAAAGGUUCACAGCCCCCUCCUUUAUGUACCGGGAGCGUUUCAGUCGCUUCCAGCCCACCUACCCCUACCUGACCCACGACAUCCACCUUCCCCCCAGCAUCUCCCUGUCUGACGGAGAGGAGCCCCCGCCCUACCAGGGCCCCUGUACCUUACAGCUGAGGGACCCAGAGCAGCAGCUGGAGUUGAACAGAGAGUCGGUCAGGGCCCCCCCCAACAGAACCAUCUUCCCCAGUGAUGUGAUAGAUAGUGGAGUGGGGGGAGGAGGGCCGAGACCACCCAGUAGUAACUCUGGUAUCAGCGUAGCCAAUAGCAGCAGCCACGGACGCAUGGAACGCCUGCCUCCGGCAUAUUGCGAGGUGAUUGGUCAGCACUACCCUGGCUUUUUUCACCACCUGCACAGCAAUAACCCACUCGGGACCUGGACCGGGGGCGGGACCAGCCAGCAGGGCCAAUCAGAAAGCACAAUACCUGCCAAGGCCAGGAAAGGGGAGGAGCUGAGGUGAGAUAGAGGAGGAACUACGCUGUCUGAGACUCCUCCCCCCUGUAAAGAGGUGUGGCCAAUCUCUCUAUGGACCGACACUCCCAGGAUGCAGAACUAAACACAACAUUAUCAACCUGCUACAACACAACAUUAUCAACCUGUUACAACUAAACACAACAUUAUCCACCUGCUACAACUAAACACAACAUUAUCAACCUGUUACAACUAAACACAACAUUAUCCACCUGCUACAACUAAACACAACAUUAUCCACCUGCUACAACACA
Molecule: messenger RNA, 1069 nt
Organism: Salvelinus fontinalis (brook trout)
Lineage: Eukaryota; Metazoa; Chordata; Actinopteri; Salmoniformes; Salmonidae
Product: low-density lipoprotein receptor class A domain-containing protein 4-like
Exons: 4
Coding region: 1-804 (267 amino acids)
Biological process (GO): negative regulation of transforming growth factor beta receptor signaling pathway
Cellular component (GO): Golgi membrane; early endosome membrane
Molecular function (GO): R-SMAD binding
Source: RefSeq, a predicted model, not a curated record